AUGGCGAACAAAGAGACAAACCUUUCGUCGCUUCCAGAUGAGAUGGUUAUAAACUGUUUAGCCCACUUAUCGAGAUCGUACCACCCGAAACUCUCCUUAGUAUCCAAGAGAUUCCGCUCUAUCAUCUUAUCCAGAGAGCUCUUGUUUGCUCGAUCUCACUUGAAAAUACAAGAACACGUCCUUGACGUCUGCUUAAAGUUGCCCGGGCGUCGUCUCCCCUCCUGGUUCAGCCUCUGGAUACGACCUGAUCAGAUCCUAACUAAUGACAUGGAAGAGGACAAGUCCACCACACGAAAUACUUUGUUGGUAUCAAUACCCUCUUCAUAUUCUCCUAAUGUAGCAGAUUUAUCUAUGGGCAUGGUUGGGUCCAAACACUACAUAGUCAAGGAUUACAAUAUUCCACCGACGGCAUCCCCCAUGUUGGUACGUGACCAUAAUGAGGGCACUCACACCUGGAGAAAAUCCCCUAGCAUGAAGGUGGCUAGAGAGAAUCCUAUGGUGGCUAUUCUCGAUGGGAAUAUAUACGUAGUGGGUGGUUGCAAGGCAGAUGAAACCACUAACUGGGCUGAAGUUUUCGAUGCAAAUACUCAAACUUGGGAGUCUUUACCUGACCCUGGCGCUGAGCUCCGCUCGUCUUUACUUAAGUCAACGAAGGUGACCGAUGGAAAGGUUUACGUUAGGAGCAAUGCCAAGAAUGAGUAUUAUUAUUAUGAUCCAAAAGAAGGUAAAUGGGGAGUUGUAACUGAGGCACUGCAGUUUGAGAGAAAGUGUGUAAUAGAGAACGUUUGGUACUAUUGUGGUGAAGAAUAUUUCUCGUGGUUUGACACAAAGCUUCAAAACUGGAGAAUGGUCAAAGGCUUGGAGGUAUUGAAUAGGAAUUGUUGUGCUGGUGCUCUUGCAGUAGCUAACUACUGUGGGAAACUCUUAAUCUUGUGGGACAAGCCUGGCCAGGGUGAAAACAAGAACAUUUGGUGCUCGGUGAUUGCGCUUGAAAGAGAGGGUGGUGGUGAUGAUGUUUGGGGACACGUUGAAUGGGCUAGCGUUGUGCUUCCCGUUCCCAGUUCAUACGUUUUCUUGAGCUGUCGACAGGUAUGGGGUUGA
Messenger RNA from Brassica rapa (field mustard), 1101 nucleotides. Its product is annotated as putative F-box/kelch-repeat protein At4g39756. Gene Ontology annotation, molecular function: protein binding. Lineage: Eukaryota; Viridiplantae; Streptophyta; Magnoliopsida; Brassicales; Brassicaceae. The record is from RefSeq and is a predicted model, not a curated record.